AUGAACUACAAAUGCGUUGCCAAUGCGUUGGGGAAAGAUGGACGGAUCAAAAUCCAGGAAGGGCACGCGCUGUGGAGCUCCCUGCUGUGUGCCCACCUCAUGGACGCCAUCGGAGACGGGCCCCGGGGCCUGAGCUCGGUGAGAGUAGUGGCUCUGGCAGCAGGUCUGUCUGUGGGGGCCACCGUGGGGUACCUGCUGUAUCGCCGAAUCAGCAGCAGCAAUGAAGCAGCAGCAGACGUCCAAGUGUCAAAGCUGGUUCUGCCGGUCCAGUCGUACAGAAACAUCUCAAAAUACCAGGCCACUUUUUUAGACGUGGUCACUCAGAAGUCUGGGGCCCACGUCAGAGUUCUGUCGGACGCCUCUUCCUCGGACUCCAAGAGCGAGGUGUGUUUCCUGCUGCAGGGGUCUGAAGAGCAGGUGCUGUUGGCCCGCUGUGUGCUGGAGAGCCUGGUCACAGACUGCGAGCCCGUCUCUGAGACCAUGGAAGUCCCACUGACGGCCUUUGGGAGGAUUAUUGGGCGUGGGGGAGAGAGCAUAAAGCAGAUCACCAGAGCCACAGGAGCUAAAGUGGUCUGCUCCAAAGAAAAGGCUCAGGGUCCAGGAGCUAAAGGCGGCGUCGUCAUCACCGGGAACAGGCAGGAGGUGCAGCAGGCCAAGACUCUUGUGAUGGAGAAAGUGCGGGAAGAUUAUGUGGUGAGGACAAAGAUCUGUCAGUCGUCAGCCCAGCGUCACAAACGGCGCCCCCUGCUGGACAAGAGCGAGGAGACGGAGGCUUCACUGAGACUCAAUAACAACAGUGUGGAGAGCGGACCAGAGAGAAGACCCACGGAGCGGAACGAGAAGGAGGACGACCAGAACAGCACCUGCUCCGACUCUCUGUCCUCGGAGUCACUCACACCAAUCUCCAAGUUUGAAAUCCCCAGUCCAGACCUGAGCUUCCAGCCAGACGAGCACCUGGAGGUUUACGUGUCAGCCUCUGAAAACCCAAACCACUUCUGGAUCCAGAUCCUGGGAGUGCGCUCUCUACAACUGGAUAAACUUGUUGAGGAGAUGAACCGCUACUACAGCAAUGGGAAUCCAUCGGAGCAGCAGGUGGAGAGUGUCGUGGUCGGGGACAUAGUGGCGGCUCCUUAUCGGGACCACGGCACCUGGAACAGAGCCAGGGUUCUCGGGGUUCUACCGUCUGGACUUGUGGAUCUGUACUAUGUGGACUUUGGAGACAAUGGAGAGCUGCCACAAGACAGCCUGCGUCACAUGAGGAGUGACUUCCUCAGCUUACCUUUCCAAGCCAUCGAGUGUAACUUGGCCUGUGUGAACCCAAAAGGCGACUCCUGGUCCGAAGAGGCCCUGGAUGACUUCGAUCGGCUGACACACUGUGCUCUGUGGCGCCCCCUGCAGGCCAAAGUGUGCAGCUACUCCCACUCUGAGGUCUCAUCAUGGCCCAGUGUCAAGCUUUACGACUGCUCCGAGGGAAAGACUGUAGAUAUUGGGGAAGAGCUUGUUCGUUUGGGUCAUGGAACUAGUUUUAAUGAAAUGAACGGGAAGAUUCAGGGCGACAAUUUGGACUGUCUGCAAAAAAUGCUGAACGAUGUGGUCGGGGCGUCAUCGGAGCUGAGUCUCUCCUGCAUCAGUUUAUCAGAAGUUCCAUCAAUUUCAGGAAGUGUUGAAGAUGUGAACGAGCUUCUUUAG
Knipowitschia caucasica is the source of this 1689-nucleotide messenger RNA. Lineage: Eukaryota; Metazoa; Chordata; Actinopteri; Gobiiformes; Gobiidae. The record is from the annotation of a GenBank genome assembly.